Messenger RNA from Podarcis raffonei (Aeolian wall lizard), 2609 nucleotides. RefSeq names its product rhotekin (gene RTKN). The transcript has 12 exons. The record is from RefSeq and is a predicted model, not a curated record. The coding region runs from base 192 to 1955 and encodes 587 amino acids. Gene Ontology annotation, biological process: mitotic cytokinesis; signal transduction; septin ring organization. Lineage: Eukaryota; Metazoa; Chordata; Lepidosauria; Squamata; Lacertidae. Gene Ontology annotation, cellular component: actomyosin contractile ring.
GCCCCCGCCGCUAAAGGCCGCCCAGGUGGGACUCGCGCCCGGGACCGCCCGCCGUCGGAGCCGAAGUCCCUUUGGCGGCGCUUGCGGAGGCUGCGCGCCCGAUUUUCCCCGACGGGCCCCGACGGUUCCCGGUGCGCUGCCCAGACUAGACCAGACCAGGCACGAAUCCCCCCCCCCGCCCGGUCUCCACCAUGUUCCAGCGCCACCACCGCAGCCGAGUGACGGUGGCGCGGGGCUCAGCUCUGGAGAUGGAGAUCCGACGGGGCCGGUUCCGCCUUAGCCUCGUCGGGGACACGGACCAGGGCACGGACAUCCAGAAGAAGAUCGACCAUGAGAUCCGCAUGCGCGAAGGCGCCUGCAAGCUCCUGGCGGCUUGCACCCAGCGCCAGCAGGCUCUGGAGGUCACCAAGAGCCUGCUGAUCUGCAACAGCCGCAUCCUGGCCUACAUGGCGGAGCUUCAGCGCAUGAAAGAGGCGCAAGUCAUGCAGCGGAUGGCCAGGCGCCCCUCAGACGCUGGUCCCGUGGACGACCGCCUGCCCUGCCGAGGCAGAGUCUGCAUCUCAGACCUCCGGAUCCCACUGAUGUGGAAGGACACGGAAUAUUUCAAGAACAAGGGCGAGCUGCAUCGCUGCGCCGUCUUCUGCCUGCUUCAGAUCGGCCCGGAAAUCUACGACACGGAGAUGGUGCUGGUGGAUCGGACCCUGACCGACAUCUGCUUUGAGAGCACCAUCCUCUUCACGGAGGCCGGUCCGGACUUUGAGCUGAAGGUGGAGCUGUACAGCGCCGGCCUGGAGGAGGACUCUGUCCUGGGCAGCACCCCCAAGAAGCUGGCCAGCCGCCUGAGCAGCUCCCUGGGGCGCUCGUCCGGCAAGAGGGUCCGUGCCGCCCUGGAUGGGGUGCCCGGGAGCCCUGUCAGCAACGGGGGAAGCAGCCCCCUCCAGCUGCCAGCCCCCAGCGUGGCGGGCCCCAAGUACCAGCUGCUGGCCUGCACCACCCUGCGCCUGGCCCACGUCCAAGACGCGUUUCGCACUCACGACCUCGCCGUCACCGGGAACGAGGAGAGCUCCUUCUGGCUCCCCCUGUACGGCAGCGUCUGCUGUCGCCUGGCAGCCCAGCCCAACUGCAUGCUCCACCAGGUCAUGUGCGGCUUCCUGAAGGUGCAGCAGGGGGAGCAGCAGGGCUGGCUGAGGCUCUUCUGCCUCCUGCGAGGCUCCAACCUCCUCUGCUACCGGCACCCCAAAGACGUCGAGACGCAGGAGGAGCCGGCCUUCACCAUUGCUAUCAACAAGGAGACGCGCAUCCGAGCCACAGAGAAGGACCCCAAGAACCAACUGCACACCAUGUCCGUGACGAACCGCUAUGGGGGGGAGGAGGUGACCCACACGCUGCUGGCAGAGUCCCGCUCCGAGACGCAGCGCUGGAUGGAAGCCUUCUGGCAGCACUUUUACGACAUGAGCCAGUGGAGGCACUGCUGCGAUGAGCUCAUGAAGGUGCAGGUCCCCUCCCCACGGCGCCCCAUGGCCCUCCUGCAGAAGCAAGGCUCCCUCUACCACGAGAUGGCUAUUGAGCCGGCGGACGACAUUGAGGCCGUGACGGAGAUCCUGGCCCGGCGCUUUUCUGGCCUGGGCCCCCCGCCCUGGCUGUCCCUCCUGGAAGGGUCGUCGUGCAGCGCGGCGUCCGACAGCGACAGCGUCUCCAGCGCCAGCCCGUGCCCCCCGCCGCGCCCGCCCUGGGGCCGGCCCCGCACCCUCUCCCUGGACGCCAAGCUCAGCACUCUGAAAGGACGCUCGGGGCGCCCGCCAGGGCCGCCUCCGCCCCCCAGGGCCAGGGGCCCCUCCGGCUCCAGCUCCUCCAGCAGCAGCAGUGGCAGCCCCACUCCGGAGCCCGAGCGCCCCCCUCGGCCCCACGCCCGGCCCCGGUUUGACCCCCGCUUGUGGCUGCAGUCCCAGGUCUGAGGAGGGAGGGUGCUGGGGCCUCCAGAGGUCCACUAGACUGGAAGCAGGGGACUGCAGGAGGCUGGAGCAGAGGGCCUGAUGUGGGGCCAGCACCCCACACACUCCAGUCCCCCUCCCCGCCACCCUCUAACAAGCCAUCAGGGCCCUCUCUUCACUUCUGGACCAGUUGCCCCCCACUUGGGGGGCACAGCCUGUAGGGAGCGCUCUUAUGCCCCAAUUGCCAAUGGGGGGGCUGGCUGUGUAACCGUCCUGACCCACAAGUCUCCUCUUCAGCAGGGGAGAAAAAGCACCUUUUUCCUUUGAGAAACUGGAACAAUUUGGGGUGGGGAAAUAAACGUAAAAGCGGGGGGGGGGUCCGGUUGGCAUCUCCCCCGCCAGAAGCAGGAGCUCAUUCGUAUUGGUUGCUUUGUGCAAGCCGCCCCCCAAUUUCACCACCCCCAGCAGUGGCCCCAAAGAUCAACCCCCGCCUACCUUGCCCUCCGACAGCCCCCCAUUUUUCUAACGCUCCCCCUGAGUUUCAGGGAUAUGUGCCAAUUCAGGAGGGGAGGGGCGGUGCUUGCUGCCAAGUAGGCAGGCGUGACCCCCCCUCCGCAUCUGUGGGGCGGGGGGCAAACCUGCCUCUUCCUUUAAUAUGCAUUAAAAUGUAUUUAACGA